CCGUCGCCAUUGAACAGCCGUGGCUCGAGGCGACACCCCUAUGCGGUGUACGAUUUGUAACGGGAGGCGGGAGUCGGACCGAGCCUCUCUCUGCUCGACAUGGCGCAGCGCGUGCCCGGCUUUGCCACCGCUGCUGCUGCCGCCGCCGCCACCACCGCCACGUGCCGCUGACCUCCUCGGCCCUCGCUGCCUCUUCGUCGCUCCCUCCUGCGUACCCCGGCAACCUCCGGCAACAGGGCGGGGUACCCCAUGAUGGCGGCAGAAGCUGUGGUGGCUGCGGCCACUGUGAUGGCUAAUGGGGGAGGCCUGCACCACGGGGCCACGCUGCUGGCUUCUUCGUCGCCGCCUCCUCCGGCGGGGGCCUCGCUGAUGAGCUCUCCUCCGGCGGGGGUCUCCAUGUCGGGGUCUUCUCUCGCGGGCUCCUCGCUCAUGGGCUCGGCUCUGUCGGGGUCACUUCUGUCGGGACACGCUUUCCCUGGGUCGCCUCUCGCCGGGCGCCCUUUGUCCGGCUCCGCUUUCACGCCGCCCACGAACUAUGUGCCCACCUCAUCAGGAGCUUCUCUGCCGGGCCUCUCCAAAUGUGCAGCCGCUCCGUCCGGGUCCUCGGUGCCUGGGCUUCCACUCGCGCAUCCCGCAACCUCCUCCCGCCAGCCCAUCAGCCCCACGUCCGCCGGCAUCGCCCCUGCAGCGCCGCCCUCGUCACUGCGCGGGCCGCCUCGUCCACCGGCGCCCGGCUUCUCGGUCCCGCGACACGGCAAGCAGGCCGCGGCGAGCAACGGGUGGGUGAGCCCGCCAGGACCUGCUCCUCCUCAUCAUCAUCAUCCUCCUCCUCCUCCUGCUGCUUCUGCUGCAGCUGCCGCCGAUGCCAACGCGAACCCGGUGACCAGCCAACUGUCUUUCUUCAAGAAGUCUCCCUAUCAAAUCGAGACCUUCCUGGGCAGCGUGAGGCCAUUUCUUGGAAGGAGCUGUGGUAUCUGCACUCCCAGAAGCAGGGAGAUGUAUUUCACGUCUUCCAUCCCAGCGUUGGGUUUAAGAAACGUCAUCUUUGUGAAUGAGACUCACACCAGGCACCGAGGGUGGCUUGCCAGGCGCCUGAGCUAUUUGCUGUUUGUCACCGAGAGGGACGCUCAUAAGGAGCGAGCCCCGAAGAACGUCACGGACCUCGUCUUGAACCACACAAGGGUGCGGCAAGCGAUCAGCGAGACGUCGGCAUGCUCGGAUCCCAAGGCAGAGGCGCAGCAGCGCAAGAAGGCACAGGGUGUCCUGAAGCGCAUGACUGCCACCGUGUCCCCCGUCAUCCUGAGGCUCGCUGGCUGGGUGCUCCUCCGACUCUUCAACAGCUUCUUCCGCAGCGUGCUGGUGCACCGCGGCCAGCUGGAGAUGGUGCGCCAGGCGGCUGCCGAGCGACGUGUGCCUUUGGUCUUCCUACCCGUGCACAAGUCUCACGUGGAUUACCUACUCCUCACCUUCAUCCUCUUCUGCCACGACCUGCAGGCGCCCUACAUCGUGUCCGGAGACAACCUCAACCUGCCCAUCGUCGGGCGUCUCAUCCGAAACCUGGGCGGGUUUUUCAUCAAGAGGAGGAUGGAUGAAGAGGCCGGCCGCAAAGACAUCCUCUACCGUUCUCUCCUGCACACGUACGUGGAGGAGCUGGUGCGGCAGGGCCAGUGGCUGGAGGUGUUUGUGGAGGGCACGAGGUCGCGCAGUGGCCGGGCGGGCACGGCGCGCGCCGGGCUGCUCUCCGUGCUGGUGGACGCGGUGAACGAGGGCGCCGUGCCGGACGCGCUCGUCGUGCCCGUCGGCAUCGCCUACGACCGCGCCCUCGAGGGCAACUUCAACCGCGAGCAGCUGGGCCAGCCCAAGAAGAGCGAGAGUUUGCUGGGCAUCUUGGGUGGAGCCCUGCGCAUGCUGUGGAAGAACUACGGCUACGUGCGCGUGGACUUUGCGCAGCCCUACUCGCUCAAGGAGUACAUGCAGACGAUGAACUCGAUGGAUAUCGCUGCAUCUCGGCCUCACAAGCUGCUGCCAUCCAUCCUCAACAACAGUUCCUCUGGCGUGCGCGGUUCACCAUUUUUAACGUCGCCUCCCCGACGCCCCGAUCCGGACGUCAACGCCGUGCACAGAGCGAACGUCGCCAACCUUGCGAGCCACGCCCUCUACACUGCUGUACGAUGCUCCGCCAUCAUGUCCACCAACAUCGUGGCGUGCCUGCUCCUGUACAAGCACCGGCAGGGCGUGAGCCAGGCCCACCUGGUGGAGGACUUCUCCUGGCUCAAGGAGCUCGUCCUAUCGCGCCACUACGACAUCGGCUUCUCAGGCCGCUCGGAGGACGCCGUGGCGCAUGCCCUGGGCCUGCUGAGCGACGGCGUCAUGAGGGCGAGCGAGCCGGGCGCCGGCGCCAGCAGCGCCGAGCGCGAUGACGCCGACAGGGACGCGCUGCCCGUCCGCCCGCUGACGCACGUGCCCGCCGUCUUCGAGAUGUCCUACUACGCCAGCGGGCUGCUGCCCGUCUUCGGCCCGGAGGCUGUCGUAGCGUGCGCUGUGAACGCCGCGGCCCAGCUGAGGCUGGCGGACGUGGCAAUGGGCCACGCGCCGAGCGAGGUGAGCAUGGACCACGGCGCCCUGCUGCUCAAGACCACGCAGCUCUCCUCGCUGCUGCUGCUCGAGCUCAACCUCUUGCCGCCCUGCCACACUCUGGAGCAGACUUGCUUCGAGACCGUUCAGAAGUUUAUUGACCGCGGGAAGUUCACGUGUACCGAGGACGACGAGGACGAGGUGGCAGGCAAGCAGACGAAGCGGUGCCACCGUGCGUCGGGACGCAUGUCACCCACGCUGGCGCCGUGGAGCGACCAGGGCAGCGACAGCCUCGGCGAGGAGGGCGCCGUGUGCGGCCGCCAGCUCAAGCUUCUGGUGCCGUCGGAGACGCUCGACUGGAUGAUUUUCUUGCAGCGCAUCCUUGGCCCUGUCAUCGAGGCCUACAGCUCGGUGGCCAUUUUCCUGCACGGCCUGACGGAGCCGCUACCCGAGAGCGAGCUCAUGAAGAAGGCUCACCGCCACCUCCUGGACCGCACCGAGCGGCACGUGGCCGGGUUCGAUGAGAGCGCAACCAUGAGUUUGGCAAGGAAUGCCGUGACCACGUUCAAGGAGAUCGGAGUGCUCGCCGAGGUGCAGGAGGAGAGCCGGACGUUGCUGAACGUGGCCGAGGGAGUGCGCGCGGGAGCCGGCAUGCAGAGGCUGGCCGAGUUCGUGCUGCAGUUCACGCCAUGACGGCGCUCGUCAAAGCCCGGCCCCGUUGAGCCAAGCGCCAUCGUCUUCUACCGCGCUCCGUCCUCCGCCGCGUCGCCGGCGCGGACACGUUCCGCGCCGGCGACGCUAGCGGCCCCCAUCCACCUCCCCGACCCCCACUUCCGACGGAGCGACGGUCGAUCGCUCGCUGCCGCUUUGGUGUUGCGAGCUGUGGCCACGGACGCGUACGCCGCCGCUCGUCUGCCUUUAAUAACAAAAAAAAUAAUAAUGAUAAUUCAGGAGAGAAGGCCACCUUGAGCAGUGAGGGUGGGGGGGCGGGGUGGUCGAGGUUGUGGAAAUAUAUAUAUAACACCUUGGUCAAAACAGGCAAGCUCUCGAUUUCAGUUGCUGCCGGCUGCGGUUUCCGAGCGACGGGUGUCUCAGACCAGGUUCCAAGUUUCCGUCGGCGGUAUUUGGGUAAAUGCAGAAGUGCUUUAAUUGGUAUGCGUUUGCACAUCUUCGGCCGUUUUUUUGUUUUUUUUGAUAGUGGCUUCCAGACGUGUAUAUGCAAUACGCUGUCAAAAGAUACAAUUUGCACUGCUCAGCCACGCACGCACAGCAACCGAUGCACGGACAUAUCGAUCCAGCCCACCCUGGCAAUUGUGCCUCUCCUUCAAAAGCCAUUCAACCAGUUGCAGACAACUUGCCAUUACCAACACUGUGUCGGGUACGAUCGGGGCUUAAUUUCUCGCCAAAUAUUUUUUUUCAAGGUUGUCGGUAAAUGGGGAGCACAGGCCUGGAGACAGAGAGACGGGGGACCAUUGUCGAGGUGUGACCGACUGGAUUAGGAAGUCAGUUGCACAUGCUUUGUGUGGUCAAGCACAACUGUGACUUGUCGCCAUAAGUAAGCGUCGUGCAUGCUUGACGUGAUGUGCCGGGCGCAGAAAAAAUUUUUUUCGCAUCGCCAACCUGGACCGACCUUGUCUGAAAUGAAGCCCAGCGUAUGACGUGAGUUGGUGGGUUUUGGGUUGUGAGAUAGGAAGGCAAGGUUGUUGGUCAGAUGAUGUCUGGGUGGCCAGGUUCCUCUGUCACAUCACUUGGUUCAGCAGUAGCACAUGCGUGCCGAACUUUCCCAUCGCUGCACAGGGCAUCUCAUGGGAACUGCCGCUCACUUAAUCCAUAGAAUGCCUUCUAUUUGAAUCGACACAGCUAUUAAAACAAAUCUGCACAGUAUUGCAAAGCAAUGCACUUUGUGCUGUAUGGUGUGAUCGUGUCGUCUCAUUGGAGACGAACACAAACUUGCUUUAUGGCGCGUGUCAAAAAAUGCGAUCCAAGGAUCACCAACGCGUUUUCAAGACGACGGGGGAUUAAGUUGGUGUGUACUGUCUUUUGCGUUUAACAGCACAUUCUUAUUUAGUGAUAAUUAUAACUUUUAAUGUUUACAAGUUUUUAUUUCUAAAAACACUAAGUUGUGAUCAAUAACCACUUUUGUGUUGAAGCUGCUGCUAAAACUGCCUGGGUUGUUGGUGCUUGCUCUGUGACACGAUGGCCUUGUCAUUUCUGUGACGUGACUACGAGAAAUUGCGUUUGAUGCAUGCGACAGAAUAGCAUGCUCUGCGAAAAUAAUAUGUAACACUGAGCCCUAACCAUAGCAUUAUAAGUUACAAUUAUUAACGAUACUAACUAAUUGAAAAAUAAUCCUCGUAAACCAAUAACCAAGUAGGUGUGAAUACGAAGUUAAUAUUUUUUUGUUUCCUUGUAGGGGAAACAAUUGUAGAAUUUCAAGAAAAAAAUGUCACUUACAAACAGUGCUUGAUGUGUUGUUUGUUUGUAUGUAUGUAUGUUGAACUUCUUUCGCACCGUACGUAGCCAAACGUGUUCAUCGGAGGUGCGGGCGAAGGACAACAAACUAAACACGAAAAACAGUUCUCAAGAAGGCAGUUUCCAAUCUCGAUUUAAAAGAGUGCAUAGCUCCAGUGGCUUCCUAAUAUCGGAAGUAAGAGUUGUUGAGCAGCUCGUGUAAGAUCAGAACAACGCUGCCUUAAAACGGUGUAAACGUGCACGUGGUGCUGAAAGAGGUCUCAUUUCUCCAGGGCUUUUAAGAGAACCCCGUUCCUUAGUCACGUUGAUGUCUCAAUGUGAUUUCUUGUUCUUGGAAUUUGGUUUAUUUUGAUCGAUCACACGAGGAAAAGCGAGUGGCCAAGUGUGAACUUGAUCGUUGAGCAAUAAAGUCAACUACUUUUUUUUUACUUUUUAUUUUACCAGCUAAGGCCCACUGAGCUCUUUAACUAUUUUUUUUCCAGUAGCAACCUGGCCACAACUAAUAGCUCAACGAAGUGGCUUAUUGUGUGGUAAUUUAUAGUGACAAAAAUGCUUUAAAUGCGUAAUGUUGAUUCUAAAUGUGGGGAGAAAAACCGAAGGGCCUGGAGAAAAAUCCACGUGACCACGGCGAGAACAUGCAAAACUCGUGCAAUCCAGGCGAGGUAGUUAACUUCUCACCACCUUGGCCACAGUGUGAAGCCACGAGACACGUCCUGCUACUGAUAAGUGGAUCAAUAUCGUGGUCCACAUUCUUGCCACCCUUCGUAUCCAGGAAUGCUCAUUAAUGUUUGCAACAUAUGAUAAAGGAUCUUAUAAUUGUCUAUGAAUGUUAGAAAGUUAAGGUCAUGUCUACACCCUUUUGUGUAAAUAUAAAACGUACAUUUUGUGGCACGUUUUUGAAGUUUAUUGUAUAAAGUGCACGUUUUUUUGUGUUGCAGUGUUUCAAAUGAGGACGUUUUAUUAAGGGCAGUAAUCAUCUGCAUAAUACUCCCCGCUUUAAACGUUGUCCUUUUAUUUUUGAUUGUCUCAAAUAUGAGCCUGAGUGUGUACGUCACCUUCCAUGUGCAUUUUAAAGAAUGAGACACCCAACUUAACUACUUCUAAUGUGCUACUUGUAAAAGCCACUGGACAGUUACGCUGCAAGCUCCUGUGCUGGGUUUAACCCAGGUGUAUCUCUGCGGCCGUGACACGAAUUCAUAUCUUUGUCCACUUGGUGUGGCGAUGGAUUUUUUUUUUUAAUCGAGUGGGGAAUGAUAUAAAGUAGAUUUUUUUUUGAGAGUCGACGUAGAUGAAUCUUUCCGAGUUGGUUUCAGAUUCUUUCGCAAGAUGUGAAUAUAAGGGGUCCAUUUGUAGGGGGAAAAAAAGCAAUGAUGUUUUUUUUUUAAUGUACGUUUAACUGAAAUGCGUGCAUUUUUGUGUAAAUGUAUAGUCGAUGGCGCACAACUGUAUGAUGUACGACUUGAAUACAACAACGUUGGUAGUUACAGCAGGCUCGCCUUGCAUCGGGAAUUAACUAAUUUGGUUUGUUCGACUUGUAGUCACAAACUCGCGUGCGGUGUCAUCGACUGGCUGAUGCCCUAAAACCAAUUCUCUUGAAGUUUGCCGACAGAAAUAAGCAAUGGCAAUUGCAGUACUGAACUCGUUCACAUGCCUGCUUUUGCGUUUGAUAACAUACUAUACAACUAUCAAUACAAAUAAAGGGCUUGCAGAUUCGUAAUAAAAAACACAUGUUA
This is a messenger RNA of Petromyzon marinus (sea lamprey), 6779 nucleotides long. RefSeq names its product glycerol-3-phosphate acyltransferase, mitochondrial (gene GPAM). Gene Ontology annotation, biological process: fatty acid metabolic process; glycerol-3-phosphate metabolic process; phospholipid biosynthetic process. Gene Ontology annotation, molecular function: glycerol-3-phosphate O-acyltransferase activity. Gene Ontology annotation, cellular component: mitochondrial membrane. Lineage: Eukaryota; Metazoa; Chordata; Hyperoartia; Petromyzontiformes; Petromyzontidae. The record is from RefSeq and is a predicted model, not a curated record.